Diuraphis noxia (Russian wheat aphid) is the source of this 1986-nucleotide messenger RNA. RefSeq lists its product as uncharacterized. Lineage: Eukaryota; Metazoa; Arthropoda; Insecta; Hemiptera; Aphididae. The record is from RefSeq and is a predicted model, not a curated record.
CGGUCGCCUUGCCGGUGUGCCGACGCCACUGCCGCCGCAACGGCACCACAACGGCAGUCGCCCGUCAGCAUUAGAUCGAGAAUAACGUGUGCGUUAUUCGACGUGUGUUCGCGUCCGCCGCGAACCGUGWAUGCGUUUUCUUUAGCCGAGUUUUAUCGUUCGUUUUUAUUAUUUUUAAACGUUUUUACAUUUAUGAAGUGGUUUUUAUUUCUUUUUGAACCAAUGACGAGAGGUUUUUUACUGUCACCGUUAAUUGAUCUUUUUUACUAAAACAUUUUCUAUUUGGUUUCUCGUGACCAGUUCGCGCAACAGUUACCUUCUUCAUGGGACUGGCCAAAAAAAUGGAAUGGCUAAAGUGGAUACGAAAAUAUUCUACAGGUAUCCUGGACACAAAAACUGGUAGCAUGGAAACGUUAAUUGAUUCAGCCAGUUCGAACUGUUCGAAGACCAUCAAUUACGCUUAUACCUCCUCGGUAAUUGCCGACGAUGAAUUCAUUAACGCCGCUGCUCCCCCACACCAGCGUCCAAUGUUGCCGCCGCCACCACCUACUUCACAAGUUUCGCCGUCUCCGCCACAGCUACCAAACGACGUAUACGACUGCUGCGUGUCGCUGGACGGUAUACCUAUCAAACAUGAGUUUCAGUACACCUUCUCCGACACCGACGGUCAAGGAAAAAUCACCAAACACGAUGUCGAAGGACUAGCUACGAAAAUACUCGAGUCCAUGUACGGUACGACGUUGAAAUUCUCUUCACGGGGCCAACGAACCGUCAAAGUGACGCUAAACAUCAGACAAUCGGUGGCGGUGGUCGUGGAUGGCUCAACGACGAGUACGUCGUACCGUGGACACCAAAAGAGCCGCGAGCGCAAGACCAAGUCGGAUAGACAUCGGGACAGGACAGACGCUACCGAAUACGGGGUUGUCGAAGAUUCAAUACUGUUGGAGCAGCCUGUCGAUUCUUCGGUGUACGAUGGUGUCAAGAGAUCCUGGUUGCCGCACCACAGAAGUGCCAAGCUGGGCGCACAGCGGUACAGGCGCGAACAACUGAUCGAAAUGGUACAAAGGAGCCUGGCGGAAAACUUGAGUUUUCAAAAUCAAAGAAAAUCCGAAAAGCCCACGGAGGUCGUUUAUCACAGACCACGGACGAAGCGUCGCCAGACCGCAGCUCCGCCGCCCAAGGUAGCGUGGAGCCCGUACGACUUUGAACCGGUAGCACACAUACCUUCGCACCAACAACACCACCACAAUCAGCAGCACCACCACCGACAGCACGAACACCUCAAGAACGUCAGAAGCCAGCAGCAGCAGCUGUACAGCAACUAUGUAACGGCCGAGGAGCACGGGGUCAAGUAUUCGUCUGGUCACUCGAAACAACACCACCGGGCCACCGCGGCGGUAGUCAGCGGUAGCAAACUGCAACAGUCGAAGGACGCGGCCACGGCCACCACUGCAGCAGCCGCCGCUCAAGAACAGGCUAAAAACAUCGAUCAUCAGCGGUACAAACGCGCCAAACUGGCGUCAAAGAAGAUCCAUCAUCACAUACACGAACACCAUCAUUAUCAUCACUACGACUAUUACAUCGUUUGACGACUCGGACAAAGAGUGUGUGAAAGAGAGAGAGAUAACAACUAAAAUUCCUUUUCAUCGUGUAUAUAUYAAUUGUCACAGCAUUAUCAUAUUAUACUGUUAGGUACCUGUAUACUUUUACAUGUUUAGUUAUAUUACGUAUUUGUGUUUUUACUAGCAUGUUGAUUGCGUUGCACUGGACCAACCGGUCGGCAAAAUUGGCAAAAAAAGCUAUUUUCCCCAAAACUAAAGAUUCUUUUUUUCCCCUAUCCAAUUGAAAAAGUUUUUACAAACAAUAAAACAAAAAUUAAAACAUUCUCGUUCGGUUGGACGCCUUGUUCGUAGGUGUAUAUAUAUAUUAUAUAUACAAUAUACAUUAUACAUGCACAGCGCCAACUAUAAUUUAUUAUUAUUAUUA